Messenger RNA from Coniophora puteana RWD-64-598 SS2, 1617 nucleotides. Its product is annotated as cytochrome P450. Gene Ontology annotation, molecular function: monooxygenase activity; oxidoreductase activity, acting on paired donors, with incorporation or reduction of molecular oxygen; heme binding. Bases 1 to 1617 code for a protein of 538 amino acids. The transcript has 9 exons. Lineage: Eukaryota; Fungi; Basidiomycota; Agaricomycetes; Boletales; Coniophoraceae. The record is from RefSeq and is a predicted model, not a curated record.
AUGGUCCAGUCUCCUAUCAUCCGCGUUGCGCUCACUGUCGUUACCUCCGUGUUUGUGUACUAUGCUCUCAAAUUUCUUCGCUUCCAGUACCGCAAAGUUACUUCUCCGCUUCACUGCAUACCAGGGCCCAAGUCUACCCAUUGGUUGAUGGGUAACCCUGAGGUGAUGGGCAAGAUGCGCCAGCUAUAUACGACCGACACUCGUGCGCUGAGCUAUGUCCUGCAACACGGUGAAAACUAUCAGAAACCGGACUUUCGUAGGGAGGGUAUUAUCCAUGGUGAAGGUGAGCCGAUCUGCACUUCUGAACGUAGGAUCAUCGUUGAGGCCAUGUCAGGCCUGUUGCGCGUCAGAGGAGACCAGCACAAGAACCAGAGGCGGAUCAUGAACCCAGCUUUCGGCCCCAUCCAGCUUCGCGACUUGACCCCUAUCAUAACGGACAAGGUUAACCUUAUGCGCGAUCUUUGGCUCCGCGAGGUCCCCUCGAACGGCGAACCCAUGGUGCUUGAUGCCCUGAGCUGGCUCAGCAAAGCGACACUUGAUAUCAUUGGCCUCGCCGGGUUCCACUACGCUUUCAACGCACUAAACCCUGAAAAGAAGCCGAACGAGCUUAAUGCUGCGUUCAGUGCAUUUUUCAACGACACCGGGCUCAAAUUCACCUCAGUUAAUGGGAUUCUGAGAGGACUAUUUCCCAUCAUGGAUAAGGUCUUCCCUGACAAAGGAGUGGACAAGGUGAUGAAAGCCCGUGCGACUAUGGCACGCAUUCAGGACGAACUCCUUGUGGAGAGCAAGGCGCAGUUUGCUGAUGAACGGGAGAAGGACGGGGGCAAGAACAAGGCCCGAGAUCUCUUGAGCUUGCUGGUUAAGGCGAACAUGUCGCAAGACGGCGGGCGGCACUUAACCGACGCAGAACUAAGCGGACAGAUUCCGACAUUCUUAGUCGCCGGUCACGAGACAACGAGCACAGCAACUGCAUGGGCCCUUUUUUCUCUGACACAGCACCCUGUUGCUCAAUCCAGGCUGCGUAACGAAGUUCUCACCCUCCCUACUGACACGCCUAGUAUGGACGAGCUUAACUCGCUCCCGUACCUUGAAGCCGUCGUGCGUGAAGCGCUACGCCUGCACGCGCCUGUGCCGCUUUCGGUGCGUAUCGCCCAGCAGGACGAUGUCAUCCCGCUCGGUACGCCUUUCGUGGAUAUCAAUGGGAUCAAACAUGAAAGCAUCAAGAUCUCGAAAGGCGACGUCAUCAGCAUCCCGAUCAUGUUCACAAACCGUGCCCCUGCUAUCUGGGGCGUAGACGCGGACAAGUUCAGGCCCGAGAGGUGGAUCGACGGGGCCGUGCCCGAGGGCGCACACAGUAUCCCCGGUAUCUGGGGCAACCAGAUGACAUUCAUGGGUGGUCCGCAUGCGUGUAUUGGGUUCAGAUUUUCGCUUCUUGAGAUAAAGGCGCUGCUAUUCGUACUUCUCCGCUCCUUUGUUUUCGAGCUUGGAGUUCCGGCGGAGGACAUAGUUGCGAAGCAGUCGGUCGUGCGACGUCCGGUCGUUGGAUCGCAGUGGGAGAAGGGAGCUCAAUUGCCUGUGGCAGUGCGCCGCUACGAGCCUACAGAGGGCAGAAUUUAG